CACAGCUUGACCUCAAUUGCAACGAUGUCUAACGUACUCCGACCCUAUCUCGCUGCUGUCAGAUCAACUCUCACUGCUGCGUUGACGUUGGAGAACUUCUCGUCUCAGGUCGUCGAGCGUCAUAACAAGCCGGAGGUCGAAGUCGGGAAAUCGACCGAAGUGCUGCUCAAUCCAUUGACAAUCUCUCGCAACGAGAAUGAACGCGUUCUGAUUGAGCCCUCCGUCAACUCAAUCCGUCUGAGCAUCAAGAUCAAGCAAGCCGACGAAAUCGAACGGAUCCUCUGCCACAAAUUCACCCGGUUCAUGAUGCAGCGAGCGGAGAGUUUCAUCGUUCUUCGUCGGAAACCAGUGCCAGGCUACGAUAUCUCCUUCCUCAUCACGAAUACCCAUUCAGAGACCAUGUUGAAACACAAGAUCGUCGACUUCAUCAUCCAAUUCAUGGAGGAAGUGGAUCGAGAGAUCAGCGAAAUGAAACUCAGCUUGAACGCUCGUGCUCGUAUCGUGGCCGAAUCCUACUUGACCGCCUUCAACUCAUGAGGUUUAUGACAUCCUGCAAUCCACUUUGGUAUUUCCUCAGUAGAACGUGUAACAUGGAAUGUAUUUAUUACGAGCAAGAUGAAGGUCAUUUCGACGUCGGUGAUUGCCUAAAACGGAUUUGCUCUGCACCAUGAGCAAGGCGCGUCCUACAGCACAGACUGGCGUCUUCAAGGCGGAUUCCAUCAAAGAUGUCGCCGACUCCCUCAACUUGCCUGCAAUAUCCGACCAGGUAGCAUCCGCACUAGCCAGCGAUGUCGAGUACAGAUUACAUCAGGUCAUCGAGGAGGCUGCUCGCUUCAUGCGUCACGGUCGGCGUACCGUAAUGUCAACCACGGACAUUGAACAGGCGCUACGAGUCCUCAACAUAGAACCACUCUAUGGGCACUCUUCGCACAACCCUCCGACAUUCAAGCGGGCGCUUCCAUUUCCUCAAACACCCGCCGCCGGUUCGGUUUACUUCGUCGAAGACGAGGAGAUCGACUUUGACCGCGUCCUACGAGAAGAGAAGAUCACCCUCCCAAAGGCGUCACUUGGACGGCUCAUUGGCUCGCGGUCGAAGGCGUCCAGCCACUCAUCCCUGAAAAUCCGCCUGCAAUACCAAGAGAGCUCCCGACGGACGUACAGCCUUCGGUCGCAAAUGGGGUGGCUCCCGCACCGCCCACUGCAGCCACGAAGAAACAGGAGCAGCAAUUCCAGCAGCAGCAGCAGCUGGUCAAGCAGGUUCUAUCAAGAGAGCUGCAGUUGUAUUAUACGCGGCUCACUUCAUCGUUGUUACCACCCGGUCCUGACGUCGCCAAGCGCGAUGCGGCACUGGCCAGUUUGCGAACAGACGCCGGGUUACAGGCGCUCCUGCCCUAUCUGAUCAAAUGGGUGGGCGAUGGUGUAGUCAGAGAAUUGAAGGAAGGAGGGAUGUCGGAAAUGGAUGGGAAGGUGCUUGAAGUUCUGGUGUCUGUGACGAGUUCGCUUUUGGCGAAUAAGACCUUGUUCGUGGAACCCUACCUGCAUCAGAUGCUGCCGCCCAUUCUUUCCACAUUACUGCACUCGUCUCUCCCGCCCUCUCACGCUACACUCUUGAGAACGUUAACGGCCCAGACGCUUUCGCAUCUUCUGAGAGAACAUUCUACGACAUACCCGUCGCUUGCCCCACGAAUCAUGAAAACUUUGCUUCUCGCGCUCAUUUCUCCAGGGAAAAGCAGUGGAACGCGACACGGGUCCAUACGGGGUUUGAUUGGGAUUGGAAAAGAGGCAGUACGAAAGGGUCUAGUUGAAGGUGGCGGGGCGAAAGUGGUUGGCAGCGAGUAUGCCGACGACGAGCUGCUUGUAGAAGCAGUCAUGGAUGCUUUACGUGUUCUGCGAGUGCCGUCAGAUAUGGAAGACUCGCUCGAACCGACAAAUCCAACGGAUGCUGCAGUGAUCGACGAGCUGCAGUCCACGUUGGGCGAUACUUCGCUGAGCGAGUUCGAGGAGACGGACAAUGGGCACGGACAAUCCUAGGAUCUGCACCUUCUUGAUCUGUGAUUAUCUUACAGCCGCCAUCUGCUUUCGUACUGCUACUUCGUAACGCGUGUGAUAAAUGCGUACUUGCUAUCCAUGUCGCACCGCGGAUCCCUGUCGAAGAGAUGGUCCACCCCCGGGAGCUCCUCGUACCGCACGUCACCCUUGAGCUCUUGCAGCACGUGCACACAUCCCGGCUCUGUCUCGGCGGCACUUUGUCGUCGAUCGCGCCGUGGACAAUAUAUACCGGGGGCAGCGUGAAUUUACCCGACUUGAUCGCAGGCGCGGCGGCGAAGGCGGAGCCGGGAAUGCCCGUCCCCUCGAGCAACAGCUUCUCCAGAAUGCCCCUGGGGAAAGAAUCAAGCCUGGGACAGGUGAUUUCGCGACGUGAAAGACGGACUCCUGCAGCAUGUAGUGAUAGAACACGGCGCGCGGGCUGUCUAGCGCCGAGAAGGCCAGCUUCGCUGCCGAGGGAUCCACGAACGAGGCGACCUCCUCGUCA
This is a messenger RNA of Mycena citricolor, 2533 nucleotides long. Lineage: Eukaryota; Fungi; Basidiomycota; Agaricomycetes; Agaricales; Mycenaceae. The record is from the annotation of a GenBank genome assembly.